AUGCGGAGCCUCGAAGAUAACCGAAUUCCCACCUGUGUGCCUGCCAGUACUGAAAGUACCUACACACUUUGGAACAAGUUCAAAGUUGACCCCGCGUGUGACUUUCCCGGACAUCCGCCCAAAGUGAUUUUGACAUCGGGAACCCUCUCGCCACAUAUCCCUCUAGGAUCUCGUCUACAACUGCAAACACACUACACAUUCACAACAAUGUCUCUCAAACGAAUCAAUAAAGAACUUGUCGAUUUGGGUAAGGAUCCCCCAGCUAAUUGCUCUGCAGGACCAGUUGGAGAUGAUAUGUUCCAUUGGCAAGCCACGAUCAUGGGACCAGAUGACUCCCCGUAUGCAGGAGGGGUUUUCUUCUUGGACAUUCACUUUCCCGCCGAUUAUCCAUUCAAGCCUCCCAAGGUUCACUUCACCACUCGUAUUUACCACUGCAACAUCAACUCGAAUGGAGGUAUCUGCUUGGAUAUUUUGAAGGAUCAAUGGAGCCCUGCUUUGACCAUUAGCAAAGUGCUUCUAUCAAUCUGUUCCCUUCUCACUGACCCCAACCCAGAUGAUCCAUUGGUGCCAGACAUUGCCCAACUCCUAAAGUCGGACCGGGCUAGACACGACAGUACCGCACGGGAAUGGACGUCCAAAUACGCAAUGUAA
This is a messenger RNA of Cylindrotheca closterium, 651 nucleotides long. The record is from the annotation of a GenBank genome assembly. NCBI's taxonomy places the organism in Eukaryota, Bacillariophyta, Bacillariophyceae, Bacillariales, Bacillariaceae.